Messenger RNA from Formica exsecta, 11433 nucleotides. RefSeq names its product cubilin-like (gene Cubn). Lineage: Eukaryota; Metazoa; Arthropoda; Insecta; Hymenoptera; Formicidae. The record is from RefSeq and is a predicted model, not a curated record. Gene Ontology annotation, molecular function: calcium ion binding.
UCCGCGAGAGUGUAACAAGGUAUGACUGGAUAAUAUUUAGUUUACCGAGUUUCAAACCGCCACUGGCAUGGCUUUUACACCGAGAUGGUUCUUGUUAUUACAUUUGAGUUUCUGCGCGGCAUGGAUGGACGAGAGACCUGUUCUAGAGUCCCAAGAUGGACAUUUAGUAAUCUCCAGCGCGAAGGACAGAAACAUCACCCUGAAGAUAAUAGGAGGCGGUUACGUGAAUGUCAAUGAGAUCAAUUUACUUCAUGUAGCAUCGGCGGCGCAAAAUGCGACGCGGGUCAUUGACAGGUGGCGGAUGGGAUACUUAGCCGAGAUGGAGAGCUCUCUUCACCAGUUAACGACUAUAGUGACAGGCUCCACAGGUUUACAGAGAAGAGUCGCUCUGCUCGAGAGGAGCAUCGACGUAAACGACACGAUUCGCGCAGGAAACAGAUCACAAAUAUAUCCGAGUUUUUAUCCAUUGCCGCCUAGAAUGAGAAACAGCAUUCGUCGUAUCAACAUUCGAUUUAAAGCAUUAGAAGAUUCACUGAGAGCUAUGCAAACUCUGCUUCGAGAAAAUGAAUGCCAAAGUAACCCGUGUCAAAACGGCGGUACAUGCGAGGAUCUCUAUGAUGCCUAUCAAUGUCAUUGCCCAUCAAAUUGGGAGGGCCCGAAUUGUAUGACGGACGUCAACGAAUGCGCAAGAUUCGUUGGUACGGAACUUGGAUGUCAAAAUGGGGCAACGUGUCGUAAUUUACCUGGAUCUUAUCGGUGCGACUGCUUGCCGGGAUGGUUCGGCCUUCAUUGCACGCAGAAAACGUCGAUUUGCAAUACGGAGAAUUCCGAGGCGCUUUGCGGCGAGCAUGGUGUGUGUGUCGCCAAAAGUAGUUCUUCGUUGGGCUAUAAAUGCAUUUGCGAUCAAGGAUGGGAGAGCGAUGGUACGAGCCCAGCUUGCACCAAGGAUGUAGAUGAAUGCGCGGCGUACCAUCCACCCUGUUCCGUAAAUCCACCGGUAUCGUGUCACAAUACACGCGGUUCAUUCGCCUGCGGCCCCUGCCCGCACGGUUACAGCGGAAAUGGCUAUUAUUGCACCGACAUUGAUGAGUGUCUGAUUAACAACGGCGGUUGCAGUACCUCGCCUCACGUGCAAUGCAUGAACACGAUGGGUUCUAGGGUGUGCGGGGCCUGUCCUCCAGGAUAUCGCGGUGACGGUGUCAGUUGCAUUUUUGUCGGCGGUUGCGCCAUCAACAACGGCGGAUGCCAUCCGUUCGCUACAUGUAGGGAAUUCGCUACAUGUAGGGAAAAUCCAUCGCUUUCAAGUUCUUACGUGCUAUGCCGUUGUCCGCCGGGUUACAUAGGUAACGGAAUGGGACCGAACGGCUGUCAAUUAACUGAUGUGUCAGUUAAUACAGCGUGCUCUAACAACCCCUGUGUGUAUGGCACAUGUGCGCCAAACGGUGCAAAUGGCUUCACUUGCACAUGCAAUCCGGGAUAUUCAGGAACUAUAUGUAACAUACCGGUCGAUCCAUGCUCGCCGAAUCCGUGUCGAAACAACGGUAUUUGCACUGUUUUAAAUGGACAAGCAACGUGUCAGUGUACAUCUAGCUUUACGGGAAACAGAUGCGAGACACCGCGACAAACAUGCGGCGGUGUGUCACGAAAUCCUAUAGGAACACUUCAAUUUCCCAUGGAUGGUAGCACUUACCAGCACGGAUUGAGCUGUGCAUGGGUGUUAAUUACGGAUUCUUCUAAAGUUCUGAACAUCACCUUCACUGCUUUCAAUCUCGAACAGUCCACGGAUUGCAAGUUUGACUUCUUACAGAUUCACGACGGAAGGAAUGCUGGUAGCCAAAUGAUUAAUAGAUUUUGCGGUCACACAUUGCCUAAUGGAAACGGAAAUAUCGUCUCGUCCCAUAAUACCCUCUACUUAUGGUUCCACUCGGACAGCAGUAUAUCUCACGAUGGAUUUACUUUGCAUUGGAAUAGCAUCGAUCCUGUUUGCGGAGGCAAUUUAGAGGGUGAUUAUGGUACUAUUGCAUCUCCAGGCUCGCCAGGAAGAUAUCCUCCAAAUAGGGACUGCUUCUGGAGAGUUUCCGUUGAACCAUCGAAAAGAAUUCAAUUCCAUUUUGGUCAGCUGAUGCUCGAGGAACAUUGCGAUGCCGAUUACGUAGAGAUUUUAGGUUUAGACGAAGAACGUUUAGGGCUUUUCUGCAAUCACACUCGUCCACCGCCUCUAAUCACACCCACUUUUGAAGCGACUCUUCAUUUUCAUUCUGAUGCUGUUGGUCAAGACACUGGCUUUCAAAUCCAUUAUUCGGCGAUUGAAGGUGUCCCUGGUUGCGGUGGAAUUUAUACAAGUGCAAAUGGAAUGAUAAACUCGCCCGGCCAAUCGUCGUCGUCUUAUCAACCAAAUAUGGAAUGUGAGUGGAAGAUACAAAUGCCAGCAGGCGAACGAAUCAGAGCAUCAUGGUUGCGAUUUAAUCUUGAAGAAUCUUCCAGUUGUCAAUUUGACUUUGUCGAGAUUUACGACGGACCUAACAGAUUUUCUCAGUUACUUGGUAGAUACUGUGGAUCGGAUAUGCCGCCAGCGAUCAAGUCGAGCUCAAACACUUUGGUCGUGAUCUUUAAAUCCGAUUGGUCUUACGAAUUGGAAGGUUUCACAUUGUCCUACGAUAUUUUAUGCGGCGGCGAAUUCCACGAGGAAACCGGAAUUCUCAAAUCACCCUUCUAUCCAGAUACUUAUCAUAGCUCGAGAACGUGUAUUUACGAGAUUAUACAACCGUCGAAUAAAGGAAUUGUAUUAACCAUAGAAGACAUGGACAUCGAAGGUAGAGAACCACCGAAUUGUAAUUACGAUUACAUCGAGAUUUAUGACGGUGAUGAUGAAAAUGCAAACAAGCUCGCUACGUUAUGCGGCGAACAAAUUCCAGAUAUCCCUUACUAUUCCACACAUAAUUCUAUGUACAUAAAAUUCACAACCGACGUUAGUAUCGAGGGUCGAGGCUUUAAAGCUAAUUACACAACCAUCGAUCGCAGAUGCGGCGGAUUGCUGAAAGAAUCAACCGGAGUGAUUCAAUCUCCCGUUGAAAAUGGAGUUUAUGUCGAUAACGAAGAAUGUAUUUGGACCAUUCAAGCACCACCAGGAUACAUAAUACAUCUCACUUGGUUGUCAUUUAAUUUGGAACAUCAUUUUAAUUGUGUCCAUGAUUAUGUCAACAUUUAUGAAAAUUACACCACGCCUAAUGAAAAUAUAAUAGCCACAUAUUGUGGUAAUACUAAACCACCCGACUUAAUGACACAGGAACGUACACUUACUAUACUCUUUCACACUGACUCGAGCGUUUCGGGGGACGGAUUUACCGCCACAUACAUUUUCGUAGAUGUUACAAAGGUCUGCGGCGGUCACUAUUUGAAACCAAAUGGCGUUAUUAGAUCGCCAAAUUAUCCUGAACAUUAUCCGUACCAGAAAGAUUGCGUUUGGAUUAUUCAAGCGCAAAACAGACACAGAAUCAUGCUUACGAUUAAUCACUUUGAAUUGGAGGAACAUACGAAUUGCGCAUUCGAUUAUUUAGAAAUUAGGAGUGGUGGAUAUGAUUCCGCACCACUAAUCGGCAAAUUCUGUGGCACAGAAAUACCCACUGAAAUACCAAGUCAAACCAAUCAAAUGUACAUUAGAUUCGUCUCGGAUUUCUCGAGAUCAUCCCAAGGUUUCGAGAUACAAUGGGAUAGCACCACAGAAGGAUGCGGUGGUAUGAUGACAACGGUCACUGGCGACAUUAUAUCUCCAAAUUAUCCCGAGCCUUAUUCAUUGAAUGCAGAUUGUUACUGGAAGAUAGCCGUAUCGACGGGUAGUUUGGUGCAAGUCGUAAUAGUCGACCUCGAUCUCGAGGAACACGAAAAGUGUCGACAUGACUUUAUCGAAAUAUUUGAUGGUAUUACUCAUCGUACAAAUGGAAGACGUUACUGCGGUACCACGUAUCCGAAGAUUAUUCAAUCUAAAUCCAAUCAAAUGACCAUUCGAUUUCGCAGCGACUUUUCUAUUCCCUCCCGCGGUUUCCAUCUGAAAUACGAAACGCAAUGUCACAAUAAACUACACGGCUACUACGGUGUGAUAGAAUCACCGAAUUUUCCCAACGAAUAUGAGCACUCAACAAACUGCAGUUGGACAAUUGAGGCUCCAAUUGGCAACACGAUUAAUCUAACUUUUUCGCACUUUGAUCUCGAAAGAGGCAUACUGGACGCUUGCACAUAUGAUUAUCUGCUAAUUAUGGAAGGCGAUAAAGACAAUCCCAACACCGAGUUAGGUCGAUUCUGUGGAGCGGAGCUUCCAGCAAAAAUUAAUUCGACACAGCAUCAAGUAUUUAUAACAUUUAUGACGGACUCCUUUAUUGCUUUUGAUGGCUUUCGACUCGAAUGGACGGUGCACGGGUGCGGUGGAUAUUUAAAUAAACCGUACGAUGCAUUUACAUCACCCGGGUACCCGUCUGCUUAUCCGGCGAAUAUCGUUUGCGAAUGGCAGAUUGAAGUGGAUUAUAUGCACAGCAUUGAACUCACUUUUCACGAAGUGAACACUGAAAAACAGAAAGGCUGUUACUUCGAUAAAAUCCAAAUUUACGGUGGUAACGACGCGGAGGCGCCGAAAUUGGCCGAGCUUUGUUAUUCAGAAAAACCAGUGAUCUACACUAGUCCUGGAAAUAGAAUGUUCGUAAAAUUUCAGUCGGAUGUUUCUUACGCUGGUCGAGGAUUCAACGCAAGCUAUAGAAGCGUUCCUAUCGAGUGUGGCGGUAAAUUUACAACAGACUCGGGUAUUAUUCAUUCGGCUAAUUAUCCGCAAAAUUAUCCGCUUGAUCAGAAUUGCGAGUGGCUGCUGGAAGUCGACACCAAUCACGUUGUAAAUCUCACAUUCCUAGACUUUGAUAUGGAGUACAGUAGAAAUUGCACUGAUGAUUACGUUAAGAUUUUCGACGGACCAACAACGGAUGAUCUCUUAUUGGGAACGCAUUGUAACAAUCGACUGCCACCGCCCUACAUUUCGACUAGUAACCAGAUGUUAGUAGCCAUGCGAACCGAUAAUAUGAUUACAGCCAAAGGUUUCAAAGCUCAGUAUGUUAGAGCUUGCGGUGCUCGCAUAAUCGUGAAAGAUCACGGUUUUCUUACACCCUCGAGUGGAUAUACCAAUAUACAAGACGACACUAAUUGUACGUGGACAUUGAUAGCUGAAAAUCCAGCCGAUCACGUGACUGUUACCUUCACACAUAUGGAGAUCGAUCCGAUUGGACGUACCGAAUGGGAACCCUCUCUAAGUCCCUGUUUUUGGGACUAUAUCCAGAUAUUCGAGGGUGACAGCAUAGACGGGCCGCUUUUAGGAAAAUGGUGCAACAAUGUCACGCCGCCGCCAAUUACGAGUACCGGAAGCUCGCUCACGUUGCACUUAUUUGUACGUUACGAGUUCUUCGGCCACUUUGUCGCCAGCUAUUCCGUCCUGAAUACAGCAUGUGGUGGAAACUACACUUCUGAACAAGGCAUGAUUACUUCGCCGGGUUAUCCGAACAGCUAUCCAUUGAACGCAGAAUGCAUUUGGAUGCUGAAUAUAUCCCCCGGUAAUAAGAUCACUCUCUCAUUCUCCGAGUUUGAUAUCGAAUCGAGCGAAAAUUGCGAUUUGGAUUACCUCGAGAUACGGGAGGACAACGGAAUUGGAAAGCUUAUUAGCAUUUCCUGCGGCAAAGAUGUCGCGGCAAUUACAUCCUCCAACAGAUUAUGGAUUAAGUUUAAGAGCGACGAUUCAGGCACCGCCAAAGGUUUCGUAGGCGAGUAUAAUAUUAUCGGAGGGAACGAACUCGAGGGACCUACGGGACGCAUUACCUCGCCAUUGUAUCCGAUGCCUUAUAGGCGUACAGCUACGUUUUCAUGGCGUAUCACCGUCGAAAUGAAUUCGAUCAUACGCAUUGAAUUCACAGAUUUGCAAAUAGAAAAAAGUGAAUUAUGCGUCUCUAACGUUAAAAUAUAUGAUGGGUAUGAUAGUGAAGCAAUAAGUUUAUUAGAAGUAUGCGGCUAUACUUUACCAGAUCCAGUACAGUCAUCCAGUAAUGUAGUUUACAUCAAGAUGACAACUGAGUUUCUUAGACAGGGAAAUUGGUUCGAUCUCACAUGGCUUCAAAUACCAAGAGAUAUUUCUCAAGAUAAUAAAGAGAUUAAAUUGUCAGAAUGUAACAAAGAAAUAGCUCUAAUGGGUGAGCGCAACAACACAUAUACCUUCAGCUCUCCUGGCUGGCCAACAGGUUAUGCUGCCGAUCUGCAUUGCAACUGGGUUUUCACAUCGCCACCCGGGACACAUUUGAAGUUGAGGAUAAUGUCCAUGAAUUUAGAAGAAAGUAGCGAUUGUAUAGCGGAUUCGGUUUCCGUUUAUUCUGGAUACGCAUUGACAUCGACGAGUAAUGCUAAUCUGCUAAGUAGAUUAUGCUUAGCAAACUCCACCUGGGUUCAUAUCAAAGGGACCAAUAUAAUGACAGUGAAAUUUGAUUCAGAUGCGUUUAUUAAUAAGACCGGCUUCAACGCAUAUGUGUAUCGAGAUUGCGGAGGUAACUUGACCGGUCCCAAUGGCGUGAUUGAGUAUGACAAUUCCACUUUCACGAGAGCAAUUCGCACAUGGCGUUUCAAUUGCGAAUGGCUCGUGACGGUGAAACCCGGUAGAACAAUUAAAGUUCAAAUUACCGAUAUAUCGAUACAAGAAACACCUGAUCAUUCGUGCGGUGAUAAUUAUUUACUGCUGAAAAAUGGAGAUGGAAUGAUUUCGCCUCUGUUAGGCAAUGGAAAAUAUUGUGGCAAUAUAGCACCACCGGAAUUAGAAACCACUGGAAAUCGUUUUUAUGUUAAAUUUACUGGCACAGGUUAUCUAUAUCGUUUUAAACUCACUUACAGAGAAGUAAGUAUGAACUGUGGCGGUGAAUUUGUUUUCACAAAUAAACAGAAAGAAUGGGAAAUAUCAUCCCCCAACUAUCCCAACAUUCCUCCAACUUUCGCGGAAUGUACUUGGACAGCUAUUGCUCCAGCUGGUGAAAGGCUUUCUAUCCAUUUCUUGGAGAGAUUUGAUUUAAGUUAUUCCGAAAACUGUGAGAGAGAAUAUGUUGAAGUAAGGGAUGGCGGAACUGGUGGUUCAAGGUUCAUGGGAAGAUAUUGCAAGGACGUACCACCCAGUAGUAUGAGUACCACCGGCAACAUGAUAUAUAUUCACUUUUAUACGGAUUUGCCAGAACCUAAAAAUGGCUUUAAAGCUAAAAUUACAUCAGGAGAGGUCUGUGGUGGAAUUUUCCGCGGUACCAGUGGCGUUAUCACGUCUCCGAAUUAUCCGCAUUCCUAUCCUGUAAAUCAGACUUGCAACUGGUUGAUAAUAGGGCCGAUAGAUCAUACCAUGAAAUUAGAAUUCCGCGACAUAUAUCUUCCUGGUUUACGCCACUGCCUUUGGACCGAUCACGUGACAAUUAAAGAAAAACUUGCAGAAAAUAAUACGAUCUCAGAAAUUGGAACUUAUUGUGGUCUUCAAAAACCGGAUGUGAUUGAGACAUCGACAAACGAAGCAUACGUGUACUUCCAGAGCGAUAAUAGGGAGUACAUCAGUUACAGAGGGUUCAGUCUAAACUUUACCGCUAGUCAAGAAACAUGCGGUGGUUUAUUAACCGCAAUGAGUGGAAUAAUUAAGUCAAUCGGAUAUCCUAAUCCACGCACACGAGCCAGACAUUGUAAUUGGCGAAUUAAAUUACCGGUGGGUUAUCAAGUGGUGGUAAAUGUUUUGGAUAUAGACGUCGUUGACGAACCUGGACCUGCACAAGUGGGUUAUGCACUUUCGUUCUAUAAUGAUUUCACCUUUAAAUCAAAGAUCAAAAUGUUAGGACAAAGCGCUAAUACAGAAGAGAUUAUGAGCUCCAGUAAUACUAUGAUUAUCAACUAUUGGUCCUCCGCCGGGCACCGAGGUUUUAAACUUCGGUAUACAUCUCAAGCUCCAGCUCCUUGUGGUGGAAAUCUGAGACAACUUGAAGGGAAUAUAACGGGUCCUACAAAUCUGCCGUUUAAUCAAACUUCGUAUGUCUGCUACUGGACAUUGGAACCACCCGAAAAUAUGAUCGGUCCUAUCUAUGACAAUCGCAUGACACUGACAAUAAAAGUCACCGGCUAUUUAGGCAGAUCUGACAAUCAUGCAAAUAUUAUUAGAAGAAAUUGCAUUUAUAAUCAAUUCAUCGAACUUCAGGAUGUUGGAAUGUUAUGUGGGAAUCUAACGGAACCAAAAUAUUUAAGAAGCCCGAAAAUGGCCAAUAUGUUAACGAUAAUGAAUGGCACUUAUGGACAACAUGCAAAUUUUAAUCUGCAAUAUCAAUGGCAAGUGUGUGGUGGUAUUUUGGGUGGUCCAACUCACACCAUCAGACCGCCAAAGGAUAUUUCUUAUCCGAUAAACUGUGUUUGGCAUAUAAAUUAUCCCGAUGGUGAAACAAUCCAACUCACUUUUACUAAACUUGAACUUGAAAAUAAUUGUGACAAGAACUACCUCAUUAUCAAAAAUGGCGGAGCAACGUCACCGCAAGUCGCAAAGCACUGCUUGCACGCUACGAGCCAACUUCAGAAAUAUAAUAUAAGUAGCAUAUCGAAUCAGUUGUGGAUAGAAUAUUACGCGUCGGAGAAUCAAAGCGAUUUCGAGAUUAAUGUGGAACCUGUCAACAUAGGCUGUGGUGGAUCAUUACGCGGUCGCAGUCGCGAAAUUACAUCGCCCGAAUUUCCCAAACAAUAUCCAAACAACGGCGAGUGUACGUGGGAAAUAAUUGGUGACAAUGGAUAUUCCAUAGGCUUAACUUUUGUCGAUCGUUUCAGUCUGGAGACUAGUUCUAAUUGCGAGAAAGAUUAUGUGCAGAUAUUUGAUUGGAUCAUAGCAGACGGAGAUAAUAACAAUGGUGAAUGGAAAAGUCUCGGCAAGGUUUGCGGCAGAAACAGACCUACGCCCUUCAACUCGACGUCAAACCGCAUGAAGGUGAUCUUUCAUUCAAACGAGGCAGUACAAUCGGACGGUUUCCGCGCUGUCUGGAACGAGAAUUGCGGCGGUAUUUUCAAAGCGACCGAGAGAAUUAACAUCAUCCAAUCGCCCUCGUAUCCAAACUUCUAUCCACCGAACGCGUUCUGCAAUUACACCAUCGUCGCGCCAGACGAGGACAUUAUCGUUCAGUUCACUGACUUUCAACUCGAGCGCGGUCACGGUGAUUGUCGCUUUGACAAUGUCACGGUCAUAACGGAAAAUGUGUAUAGGAUAGAAUCGGAAAGUGUGGAGAUUUAUUGCGGCAACAAGAAACCGCCACUUAUGAAAUCUAUGUCAUCUAUGCAGAUUAUCUUCAUGACGGAUAAAUAUGGUCAGCGAAAUGGUUUCCAAUUUAAAUAUUUCCUCAACAAAUGCGGUGGUAUAAUUAGACAUCCAACCGAACUCAAGCCUUUGAUGCACGGAGAAGAAUAUUUCGGACGUAUGAAUUGCACUUGGAUCAUUAAAGCGCCGCAAGAAAAGAGCGUACUUAUACGAUUCGAAAAGUUCAUCCUCGAAUUCAGCACAAACUGCUACUACGACAAUGUCGCCGUUUACGAAGGUGAUUUGGUUAAAUUUGAUAAACGGAUAGCUCUGAUUUGCGGAAACUUGACCGAACAUUUACCAACAUUUAAAUCCGAAUCCAAUUCUAUGGUCGUCAAUUUUAACUCUGACAACACGAGGCAUUUCGCGGGUUUCACGGCCAAAGUGCUGUUUACAACAAGUCCAGCCGAUGGUUGCGGAGGAUCUAUCAAUAUGACUUCGAUUCAAUCUAAAUCGUUUAAAACUCAGCAAGCGGCAACUUAUCAAUCAUUUGAAGAGUGUCAUUGGACUGUGGUUACAUCGCCAGACAAAAAUAUUAGAUUUACUAUCAAUAGUAUGGAUAUAAGAAAUUCAACUAACUUUAGUAACUAUACUUUCAUCAAUCAAACUGAUAAAUGCAACGGUGAUUAUCUCGAGUUUCGAGAUGGAGCUGGAUCGUACGCCAGAAUUUUAGGUCAAUUUUGUGGAAAUGUACCACCACUUCCUAUAAUAUCUACUUCAAAUACGCUGUGGAUUAGAUUUUAUAGUGACGGCACUACUGAAGGUGCAGGUGCAACGGCCGUCUUAGAUAUAGUUGAUUCAUUGUGUGGCCUAAAUACUAGAGUAGUAAACGAAACAGCGCAAAUACUCACUUCUCCGAAUUAUCCAGAUAUGCAUACAACUGGAAUACAAUGUCACUGGAUUUUACGGCAUCCUGAUAAGUACAGUGAUAGACUGCGAAUUCGAUUUAUAGAUUUCGAUAUGGCAGAGUCUAACAAGUGCGAGAACGAGUAUCUAGAAAUUAGUGAGGAUGGGAAAUACGUAAACGAAGGCUUCGGGACAAAUUUCAUUUAUAGUGGCGUAAACCAACAUCCAAUAACCGUCGAGAUGGGCAGCCAUCUACCUUACUCCUCGUACAAAUAUUGUGGUAGCGAAUUGCCACACGAUUAUUACAGUUACAGCGACAGCAUGCAAGUAACUUUUAAAUCGAUAUCGAAUAACCAUAAAGGUUUUAAGCUGGAAUAUAGCACAGCGAAUUGCGAUCGAAAUUACACGAGUGAACAAGGACGUAUCUUUCAUCGCGGAUUCACGAAUUGCUGGAUCACGAUCACCGCUCCGGAAAAUUACACCGUUUCUUUGUAUUUCAAUCAAUUUAGCGUUUACGAUUCAGAGCAUUGCACGCGGAACGCAGUGCAGGUUCAUGAUGGUAACUCCAGCGGACCGCUUCUAACGACGUUAUGUAGCACAUCAACACCAAGUCCAAUUUUCAGCACCGGUAAUAAACUCACUCUGCAUUCCUGGACUGAGAACAUCUUCAACACUUAUCAAAGUUAUGACAUCACUUACACGACUACGGAUGCAGGUCGAGGUUGCGGCGGUCGCAUAUUCAAUUACGGCGGCAGAUUUACCUCGCCCUUGUAUCCCAAUAUAUAUCGCAACAAUACCGUAUGCACUUGGGAUGUAAGCGUGCCGCGGGGCUUCAGGAUCAUUCUUCAGUUUCUCAUCUUCGACAUCGGCACGAAGAAAAACUGCGGCAAUAAUAAUGUCAAAAUUUACGAUGUUCUUCCUAGCGGAGAACUUUUACGCAGCACUUUUUGCGGUGGGGAUGAUCCAGCGAGAUUGGAGAUUGAUACUGAUCGAAUUCUCGUUAAAUAUUCUUCGACAGUGAACAAUAUUGGAACGGGAUGGGUUAUUACGUUUAUGGCACAAUCUACUCUUCAUCCCAUUGACAUAAUUGACGGCUGGUAAAAGGAAUAUCAAGAGACUGUAAAAAGUAAUGUUUAUAAAUUAAAAAUGUAAUGGCAGAGAGAUGUUUCUUUUCAAAUUUAUGAUGUAUAAUUAACUGUAAAUAAACAAAAUAAAUAAUAUCGCUU